This is a messenger RNA of Lodderomyces parapsilosis, 1101 nucleotides long. RefSeq lists its product as uncharacterized. The coding region runs from base 1 to 1101 and encodes 366 amino acids. The record is from RefSeq and is a predicted model, not a curated record. Gene Ontology annotation, molecular function: oxidoreductase activity. The transcript has a single exon. Lineage: Eukaryota; Fungi; Ascomycota; Pichiomycetes; Serinales; Debaryomycetaceae. Gene Ontology annotation, cellular component: mitochondrion.
AUGGCUUUCAGAACUCCAGUACUUGAAUAUAAAGCGUGGGCUUACAAGAAUGGUAACCACCCCAUUGAGCUAAUCCAAGAAACCGUUAAUUUAUCCAAAUCAGUCAACGGCGAGUACAUUGCCCCCGAAGGUAAGAUCUUGAUUAAGAUCAAUUAUGCAUCGUUAAACCCAGUUGAUUACAAGCUAUACAAGGCCAAACCAGCCUUUCUUCGUUUUAUAAAUUCCAAACAAGGUUUUGGUAAAGAUUUUUCUGGUAAAGUUGUUUCUGUUGGUAACAAUACCGCCACCAAAGUUAAAGUCGGUGAUUUAGUGCAAGGUAUCCAAGCACCAAUGCUUGAUAGAGGAUCAUGCGCUGAAUAUUUGUUGCUAGACCCUAAAAAGUCGCCAAUUGCUACCAAAGCCACCAAUAUUGAUCUUGCUAAAGCCGCCUCAUUCCCCUUAGUUUUGGGAACUGCUAUGCAAAUAUCAAGAGGCUUAAAGAUCAAGGAUGAAAAGAUUUUGAUUUUGGGGGCUGGUACAUCAGUUGGUAGAUAUGCUGUUCAAUUGUGCAGAUUGAAAGGAGCUAAAGAAAUUAUCACUACAAACUCAGGAAAGACUGCUGAUUUGAUUAGUGAAUUGGGAGCAACUUCACAAAUUGAUUAUAGAAAGAACCCAAACAUUUUACAACAAGUAUUGGAAAGUGUUAAAGAAUCGGGUCCAUUUGAUCACAUAUUAGAUACUGUUGGUGGUAAGGAAUUGUUUCCUGAAAUUCACACUAUUUUGAAAAAAGGCGGUGCUUAUCAUACAACCAACCCAGGAAGUUCAUUCUUUGCAUACACAAGUUCAUUAUUGAAAAAGAAAUGGGCCGCUUGGGGAUUCCUUGGGUAUGAUUACAGUUUUGGAUUUUUGGAUUACAAUGGAGGCUGGAUUGAUUCAGCUAGGGAUUUGGUUCAAAAUGGACAAGUUAAGAUUUUUAUAGAUUCAGUUUACCCAUUCAAUGAUUUACAUGAAGCGGUUGAUAAGUUGAACAGUGGUAGGGCUCAAGGUAAGAUUUUGUUGGAGGUUGAAAAACCAACCAAACAAGAAGAAGCUGAAGAAAGAGAACAAGGUACACGUUUGUGA